GACUAAUCAUACUUAAAAUGUCCUUAAACAGUUAAUUCGCAUGUCCGUUGACAUCGGAUUUGCCUCAGACGCUGUGGCCGGUGAGCAACAAGCGAGUUGUGGUCGAAAGUCAAAACCAAAUUUGACAAUCAAAAUGACCAAAAUAUUCCUAUAAAACCGAACCUUCCUCUUCAUCGUUCCAUUUUCCCUGGUUGUUGUGGAGAAUAGAAACAGAGUGAAAAAAAUUAUGAAUCAGAUGAUACCUCAGCAAUGGUCGUGUCCCUGCAGAAAUCAAUGUACGCGUAAGUACGCAGCUCUCACACAGAUUCCAUGGAGAGUAUUUUGCAAAAAGGGUUGUGGUGCUGAUGGAGACACAUGGGAAGAAUGCUUGGAAGAGUGUAAUGAGAUUUGUUAUAAGGAUCCAGUUUUAAAGGACCACCAAUGGAGUGCAUACAUUGACCGUUCUCCUGGAGCUGCUAAUCACUCUGAGGAAUGUUUCUAUGCUUGUGUUUCUGGCUGUGGUUAUAAGUUUGACAUUCAGCGAGAGAAAGUAGAUCAAGUUCGUCCAAACAGGCCACCUGCACCGCCCCCUGUCUCAAAGACACCUCCUCCAACUGUGGAACACCAUGGAGCUUCAGAAGAUGUACCUGGCACCUCGGCAUAGUCAGAUACAAUUGCAAUAUUAAGUAAAGAAAUUUAUACUAAAAUUUUGGUUAGCUUAAUAGUUUGCGGUAACAUUGUUCUUGCUACUUACUGAUAUAACUUAGUAGUCUUAGGUUCUUCCGGGCAGAGGUUUAAAUUUUGUCCAGGCUCCGGGUUUAGAAGCUCUCUGAGUCACCUGAGACAACCAGAAAUGUAAUAUUUGAUACAUUAAAUUAAUGGCAGAACCGAUGGAAUCUGUUGAUGUUGAUAA
Mangifera indica (mango) is the source of this 892-nucleotide messenger RNA. RefSeq lists its product as uncharacterized. The transcript has 5 exons. The coding region runs from base 227 to 643 and encodes 138 amino acids. NCBI's taxonomy places the organism in Eukaryota, Viridiplantae, Streptophyta, Magnoliopsida, Sapindales, Anacardiaceae. The record is from RefSeq and is a predicted model, not a curated record.